CCAUGGUAUUUGCUAUACUUCACUCUGUCCUCCAUGAUGAGUCGAUGUGGGAGACUCCUCACUCCUUCAACCCUCAGCACUUUCUGGACCAGGAUGGUAAAUUUAGGAAGAGAGACGCUUUCAUGCCUUUUUCUGCAGGUAAACGUGUGUGCCUUGGGGAGCAGCUGGCCAGGAUGGAGUUGUUCCUCUUCUUCACCUCCAUCCUUCAGAGGUUCAAGUUGUUCCCUCCUGCAGGAGAGCAGCCCAGUCUGGAGUUCAGGAUGGGAGGAACUCGCUGUCCCAAACCUUACCGACUCUGUGCCGUACAGCGUUAAAUCAUAAAAACUGAGAGGAAUGAAUUAAAAUGUUUGCUAUAGCUGUCUUGGUGUAAAUCAAAAAUAUGUCUAAUGAAAUAAUUGCUAAUAGAGUCUCCUAAUCACUCAGUUGAUUGUUACAAUUGAGGACUGGCUAGCAGCCAGUGGAACCAGCCUGAUUUUCUUCAGGCAAGAUAUGUGUGAUUAGGACGAUUGAAGUAACACAAGUUUCUGUGACUCAAAUCAGUUUUUAAAAGAAUUUAGAAGAAAAAUUGCAUUUAAUUUAAUUGGGUUUAACAACAGAUAACCAGCCUGAAACAUGUAAUACAUGAGCUUUCAUUGUCUAGUUUGACAAUAAAUAAUCUUUUAUUCCUGUCUCAACAA
Molecule: messenger RNA, 677 nt
Organism: Girardinichthys multiradiatus
Lineage: Eukaryota; Metazoa; Chordata; Actinopteri; Cyprinodontiformes; Goodeidae
Product: cytochrome P450 2K6
Exons: 2
Coding region: 3-314 (103 amino acids)
Biological process (GO): xenobiotic metabolic process
Cellular component (GO): cytoplasm; intracellular membrane-bounded organelle
Molecular function (GO): heme binding; oxidoreductase activity, acting on paired donors, with incorporation or reduction of molecular oxygen, reduced flavin or flavoprotein as one donor, and incorporation of one atom of oxygen; iron ion binding
Source: RefSeq, a predicted model, not a curated record